UGUUAGUCCUACUUCAUGCCGCUAGAGCGCGCGGGCUGUCCUUCAAGCGAUAACUCGCUGCGUGCGAUAGCUCGAAGAUCGAAAGCACGCCUGCUUCAAAACAAAGAUGGAGUCCGCGUAGACAACCCGCGAAUACGAGUCUGCGCUCAUCCGGUGGAAUCAUGUCUUCAUUAGAUGAUAGUCUACUCAGUAUGGAGAAGUUGGAUCGAACGUCUCCUGAACUCUGGCCUGAACAAAUCCCUGGAAUGCUUGAUUUUGCAUCAUAUGCAUCAUCGUCUAAUGGCACCAAAGAUCCCUGGGCUGGUGAAUUUACAAGUGAAGACAUGACACUAAUGAAUCAAUUCAGCAAUUUGUCAAUGCCAGCCCUCAUUUCUGAGGUAAAGAGACUUCAUGAUUUAGCUUAUCAAUUGGGCUUGGAAGAAGCAAAGGAAAUGACCAGAGGAAAGUACCUCAACAUUCUGUCCAAAAGGCGACGAUAGUUUUAAUUUUCUUCAGUCAUGUUGUUUUUAUUUCUACCAUUUCCACUUUUUGAAAUGAUAUGUUUGGAUAAUGUACAAAUGGAUUUUAUUUUAUGUUUGACAGUAAAAAUUAUACCUUAUCUCAUGUCAGAAAAUAUAAGAGUAAAACUUUUA
Molecule: messenger RNA, 632 nt
Organism: Thrips palmi
Lineage: Eukaryota; Metazoa; Arthropoda; Insecta; Thysanoptera; Thripidae
Gene: lin-52
Product: protein lin-52 homolog
Exons: 4
Coding region: 162-479 (105 amino acids)
Biological process (GO): regulation of DNA-templated transcription
Cellular component (GO): DRM complex
Source: RefSeq, a predicted model, not a curated record